GGAAGGAAAGAAAGAAAGAACGGGGAAAGAACAGAGGGAGCGAGCGAGAGGGAGGGAGGGAGAAGCGAACCAACUCCGAGACUCCCAUAAAGAGCGGCACGCACGGAGCGAGCGCCCCGGUGCCGAUGCGUGGGGGAAACAAUAAGUACUCGAAGUUACCUGCCCUGCCGUAGAAGAAGGAGGGUUCGUGGGUUCUCUCGCAGACAUCUGCAGACCGGUGCUUUUUUGGAAGAGAUUUUUUUUUUCCUCUCCUCUCUCUCUCUCUUUACAAACCACAAACGGAUGUGAGGCAGGAAAGGUGUUUGACUACUGAAGUCAGGCACCUCUUUUUUUAUUCUUCUCAGUCUUGUGUGUCCCCCCCCUUCCCUCACACACACACACACACACGCACACACGCACUCUCACAGCCCCCUUUUUUUGCACCAACGUUAACGACCAAAAGAAAAGGAAAGGAGUUUGCUUGAUGUUUUAGUGAAAUGGACGUAAGAUUUUAUUCACCACCUCCUCAGCCUGCAGCCGCUCCUGAUACGCCUUGUUUGGGACCUUCCCCCUGCCUGGACCCCUACUAUUGCAACAAGUUUGACGGUGAGAACAUGUAUAUGAGUAUGACAGAACCAAGCCAGGACUACGUGCCAGCCAGCCAGUCUUUUCCUGGCCCAAGUCUCGAAAGUGAAGAUUUUAACAUACCUCCUAUAACUCCUCCGUCAUUGCCUGAUCACUCCCUGGUGCACUUGAAUGAGAUAGAGUCUGGGUACCACUCUCUGUGUCAUCCCAUGAACCACAAUGGCCUCCUUCCAUUCCACCCUCAAAACAUGGAUCUACCUGAAAUUACAGUUUCCAACAUGCUUGGCCAAGAUGGGACACUGCUUUCCAAUUCCCUCUCUGUGAUGCAAGAUUUACGGAAUACAGAAGGAGCCCAGUAUAGUUCCCAUCCUCAGAUGGCAACCAUGAGGCCAAGGGUUCAACCUGCAGAUAUUAGGCAGCCAGGAAUGAUGCAGCACGGGCAGCUGACUACUAUUAACCAGUCCCAGCUCAGUGCACAGCUUGGUUUGAAUAUGGGUGGAAACAAUGUUCCUCACAACUCGCCCUCUCCACCUGGAAGCAAAUCUGCAACUCCUUCACCAUCCAGUUCAGUCCAUGAAGAUGAAGGAGAAGAUAGCUCUAAGGUCAACGGUGGUGAGAAGAGACCUGCUUCAGAUAUAGGAAAGAAACCCAAAACUCCCAAAAAGAAGAAGAAGAAGGACCCAAAUGAGCCACAGAAGCCUGUGUCUGCCUAUGCAUUAUUCUUUCGAGACACUCAAGCAGCCAUCAAGGGCCAAAACCCCAAUGCUACUUUUGGUGAAGUCUCUAAAAUUGUAGCUUCAAUGUGGGACGGCUUAGGAGAGGAACAAAAACAGGUAUACAAAAAGAAAACUGAAGCUGCCAAGAAGGAGUAUCUGAAGCAGUUAGCUGCCUACAGAGCAAGCCUUGUAUCCAAGAGCUACAGUGAACCUGUUGAUGUCAAAGCCUCUCCACAACCUCAGAUGAUGAAUUCAAAGCAGUCAGUGUUUCACGGGCCUGCCCAGGCUCACUCUGCACUGUACCUCAGCUCCCACUACCACCAACAACCAGGAAUGAACCCCCACAUCACUGCCAUGCAUGCCAAUAUCCCCAGGAACAUAGCACCCAAGCCCAACAACCAAAUGCCAGUGACUGUUUCCAUAGCAAACAUGGCUGUGUCCCCACCGCCCCCUCUUCAGAUUAGCCCCCCCCUGCACCAGCAUCUCAACAUCCAGCAGCACCAGCCCAUCCCAAUGCAGCAGCCCAUUGGAAACCAGCUACCCAUGCAGGUCCAGCCUGCUCUACACUCACCUACAAUGCAGCAAGGAUUUACUCUUCAGCCUGAUUAUCAGAAUAUCAUCAAUCCAACAUCAACAGCUGCACAAGUUGUUACCCAAGCAAUGGAGUAUGUUCGUUCAGGGUGCAGAAAUCCUCCAGCACAGACUGUGGACUGGAAUAAUGACUACUGCAGUAAUGGGGGCAUGCAGAGGGACAAAGCACUCUACCUUACCUGAAAAUCUGAAACAUCUCUCCUUUCCUUUCACUGAGGAAUGCAGGGAAGUCUUUUCAUCAUGGAUUGCUUUAUGCAGUCAAGGCAGUUCUGCAUUUUAUUAGAAAAUACAAGUUGCUAAGCACUUAGGACUAUUUGAGCUUGUGGGUCACCCACUCUGGAAAAAAAUAGUCUUGCUUCUUUCCUUUUCUUUUUUUUUUCCCCCCCGUUUUUUCUCUUUCUUUCUCCUUUCCACCCCUUCCCUGAGAUCCUGUAACGGACAUUGCUUUUCUUCUUCCCUGAAGGAAACUUGGACCAUUCAGAUUUUAUGUUGGUUUUUGCUGUGAAGUGCUGCGGUAGUAACUGCCUUAGCAACUGUAGAUGUCUCGGAUAAAAGUCCUGGAUUUUCCAUUGGUUUUUCAUAAUGGGUGUUUAUAUGAAACUACUAAAGACUUUUUAAAUGGCUUGAUGUAGCAGUCAUAGCAAGUUUGUAAAUAGCAUCUAUGUUACACUCUCCUAGAGUAUAAAAUGUGAAUGUUUUUGUAGCUAAUUGUAAUUGAAACUGGCUCAUUCCAGUUUACUGAUUUCACAAUAAGGGUAAAAUUGGCAAACAUUCAUAUUUUUACUUCAUUUUUAAGCAACUGACUGAUAGUCUAUAUUUUCAAAGUAUUUGGAGAAAAGA
Molecule: messenger RNA, 2711 nt
Organism: Ficedula albicollis (Collared flycatcher)
Lineage: Eukaryota; Metazoa; Chordata; Aves; Passeriformes; Muscicapidae
Gene: TOX
Product: thymocyte selection associated high mobility group box
Exons: 9
Coding region: 477-2054 (525 amino acids)
Biological process (GO): regulation of transcription by RNA polymerase II; leukocyte differentiation
Cellular component (GO): nucleus
Molecular function (GO): chromatin DNA binding
Source: RefSeq, a predicted model, not a curated record